Messenger RNA from Diuraphis noxia (Russian wheat aphid), 677 nucleotides. RefSeq names its product ribosomal protein L8 (gene RpL8). Gene Ontology annotation, cellular component: ribosome; cytosolic large ribosomal subunit. Gene Ontology annotation, biological process: cytoplasmic translation. Lineage: Eukaryota; Metazoa; Arthropoda; Insecta; Hemiptera; Aphididae. The record is from RefSeq and is a predicted model, not a curated record. Gene Ontology annotation, molecular function: RNA binding; structural constituent of ribosome.
AGCAUCACGUCCGUGUGCGUCCGCACUGAUUACAAUGUUUUUUUGAUUUCACGAGUCUUUCCCAAGUGAAACAGUUCCCCGAGUAGUCAUCUUGARAAACCGAAAAACGUAUCAUAAUGGGUAGGGUUAUUCGUGCUCAGAGAAAAGGUGCGGGAAGCGUUUUCCGUUCCCAUACUAAACACCGUAAAGGCGCUCCAAAACUCAGGAACUUGGACUACUCUGAAAAAUAUGGUUAUAUCAAAGGAGUCGUUAAGGACAUUAUUCACGAUCCUGGUCGUGGAGCUCCUUUAGCUGUUGUUCACUUUAGGGACCCAUACAAAUAUAAGACAAGAAAAGAGUUAUUCAUUGCACCAGAAGGUGUUUACACAGGUCAAUUUUUAUACUGUGGAAAGAAAGCUAAAUUGAACAUUGGUAAUGUUAUGCCUAUUGGUGUAAUGCCUGAAGGUACUAUUAUCUGUAAUUUGGAAGAAAAAACUGGUGACCGUGGCCGAUUAGCUCGUGCUUCUGGUAAUUAUGCUACUGUUGUUGCCCACAAUCCAGACUCUAAAAGAACAAGAGUAAAGUUACCAUCUGGUGCCAAAAAAGUUAUUCCAUCCAACAACCGUGCUAUGAUUGGUAUGUAUUGUUACAGAGUUAAUCUAACAAACAAUAUUUUUYGUUGACUUAUUCAACAGGGC